This is a messenger RNA of Struthio camelus australis, 6609 nucleotides long. The record is from RefSeq and is a predicted model, not a curated record. Lineage: Eukaryota; Metazoa; Chordata; Aves; Struthioniformes; Struthionidae.
AUGGGAUUUGUAAAGUGGGUGCAAAAACUCUCCUCAGAGGUACCGUUUCUGGAAAUUGUGCUAAAGAAGUCAACGAAAGGGUCGGUUGUCCUGGGCUACGUAUUUCGUCACUUAAACCUAGUGGAGAUAGAUUACUUUGGACUGCGCUACUGUGACCAAAGUCAUCAAACGUACUGGCUGGAUCCUGCAAAGACCCUUGCUGAACAUAAGGAAUUGAUAAACACUGGACCACCAUACACGCUGUAUUUCGGCAUUAAAUUCUAUGCAGAAGAUCCAUGUAAACUUAAAGAAGAAAUAACAAGGUAUCAGUUUUUCUUGCAGGUCAAGCAAGAUGUUUUACAGGGCCGCUUGCCUUGUCCAACCAACACUGCAGCGCAGCUGGGAGCAUAUGUGAUUCAGUCUGAGCUGGGGGACUAUGACCCGUACAAGCAUACUGCAGGUUAUGUGUCAGAGUACCGGUUUGUUCCGGACCAGAAGGAAGAACUAGAAGAUGCCAUAGAACGGAUACACAAAACUCUGAUGGGUCAAGUUCCUGCUGAGGCAGAAGCGAAUUACUUGGGGGUGGCCAAAUCCCUGGAAAUGUACGGAGUGGAUCUCCAUCCUGUUUAUGGUGAAAACAAAUCUGAAUAUUUUUUAGGAUUAACACCCGUAGGAGUUGUUGUCUACAAGAAUAAAAAACAAGUAGGGAAAUAUUUCUGGCCUAGAAUUACAAAAGUUCACUUCAAGGAAACACAGUUUGAACUCAGAGUCGUGGGAAAAGAUUGCAAUGAAACUUCCUUCUUUUUUGAAGCACGUAACAAGACUGCAUGCAAGCAUCUCUGGAAAUGUUGUGUAGAACAUCAUACAUUUUUCAGAAUGCCAGAGAAUGAGUCAAACUCUCUGUCAAGAAAAUUCAGCAAGUUUGGAUCCAUAGGUUAUAAACAUCGGUACAGUGGCAGGACGGCUUUGCAAAUGACCAGAGACCUUUCUAUUCAGCUUCCCCGGCCUGACCAGAGUGUUGAAAGAAGUCGCAGUAAGACUUAUCCGAAAAGAACACAACAGACCGGCUCUAACAGCAUAAACCAGAUUACAACAAAUGGGGAACAUGAACGAACUACCAAAAUUAUUGCACCUUCUCCAGUGAAAAGCUUUAAAAAGAUGAAAAAUGAAAACAGCCCAGAAACCCAAAGAAGUAAAACAAGUGCACCGUGGGAGGAAAACGGCCCAAAGAGUGGGCUGUAUAAUUCUCCCAGUGACCGCAAUAAAUCACCAAAGUUUCCUUACUCUCGGCGACGGAACCCAUCCGGUGGCAGUGAGAAUGAAUCUGGGCAGCCAGUCCGGAGGAGGAAAGCCCAAAACAGUGGCGAAGAUUCAGAUUUAAAGCCAAGGAGAAGAUCGCGGUCUCGGUGUAACACCAGCAGCGGCAGUGAAUCAGAAAACUCUACCAGAGAACACCGGAAGAAGAGAAACAGGUUACGGCAAGAGAAUGACAUGGUUGACUCAGCUCCUCAGUGGGAAGCCGUGCUGCGGCGACAAAAGGAGAAAAACCAGGCAGAUCCGAACUACCGUCGAUCCAGGCACAGAUCUCGAUCGAGAAGCCCAGAUGUACAAGCUAAAGAACAACUGUGGAAACAUAUUCAGAAGGAACUUGUGGAUCCAUCUGGCCUGUCUGAGGAGCAAUUGAAAGAAAUCCCAUACACUAAAGUAGAGACUCAAGGUGACCCAAUUCGCAUUAGACAUUCGCAUUCCCCUCGAAGCUACCGGCAGUAUCGGCGCUCCCAGUGCUCUGAUGGCGAAAGAUCUGUUCUGUCAGAAGUGAAUGCAAAAACGGAUCUGGUGCCUCCACUGCCUGUGACACGUUCCUCAGAUGCUAGAGGACCCAGCAUCCAGUUGACUCAACAGAGACGAAAUGGAUCUAAAGACAGCCUAAUAGAAGAAAAAUCUCUGCUAUCCACUAACAACCUGGAUGGAAAACCCACCACUAAAACAAUAAAAACUGUACAGGUGUCACGCCUCAAGGUAGAGACUUGAUUGCUGUAACCGAAGAUGGUGAAUGAUUUUAUUCUUUGGAAACAGAGAGGGGGUUUUUGUGCAAGGAAGGAAGCUAAAGUUGGAGCGAUAGCAAUUUCCUCAGAACUUGCAGAAACGCAGCGCUUGCUGGGAAGGCCAAGCAAUGCAUUUACCGCUUACGCUGCUCUAGUGGUGUGACUGACUGAGGAGAAGCUGCCUGAUUAGACAACCAAAAAGAAAAGUCUUAGUAAAACUGAAUAAUCAGCAGUUACAUUUCCAAAAAAGAAAAAAAAAAAUUGCUGCAACAAAACAGGCUUUACGGUCUGCUCUGUAACUGAAUUGCCUUUUUCCAAAAAUGACUGUUAACUAACAUGAUCAGGACCAGAUGCUCUAAGGGAAUCAAAAUAGUCAUAUUUUUUGGCCAAUUGUGCAAUGCAGUAUGACUUGGGAAGAAACAUCUUUACAAUUCCAUCUGGUGAUUAACUUACACCCUGAAACAUAAGGAUUGCUAGCUCUUAAAACGUUUGUUUUAGCUUAGCACAACAACAGAUGCUGGUGUUGUUAAUACAAAUGUUGACUCAAUCAAUUUUUAGCUCAGAAAUAAUGGACUGCAUAACUCCCUGUGGCAGAGAGUUCCAGGGAUUAUACAGAUUUACUUUCACUCAACAGUUCAAGUGUUUGCAAUUUUGAAUGCCCUUUUGUGUACAGGGACUAUUUAAUUGAACAUUGCCUACUAUAAGAAUAGAUCUAACAUCUUUAUGGUAAACCACACUGGAAACAUCUGGAUAUGUACUGACCUACUGUAUUAAGUGACCUACUGUAUUAAGACCGCUUAGCAGAGCACUUAAAUAUCAGUUAAACAAAACUUGUAGAGUAGGAUUUAAAGAGCUGGCAAAUAGCCCUUUUUUUAAACUAGAUUAGCAAAGCCUGCCUUAAUCUCUUUUCAUAUGGAAUAAUGUCAAUGACCUCUAUUACUCCUCUCUGAGCCACUUCUUCUGUGAUAAAAUGACAAAGGCAGUAUUCCAGGUGUGAUAAUUAUAUUUUAUUCUAUUGUCAAGGUAGGACUAGUAAGUUUUAAUGAUGCUGCACAUUGAGCAGAUUAUCUUCCAGCGCGUGCCUGAUGUGACGCCUAGAUCUGUCCUAUUGCUUUGUAUGAAUAGUUGAAGUCAUUCAUGUCUCUUCCAUUUGUCUUCAGUCUGUACACUGCCUACCCUCCUCGCUUUGCCAGCUUACUAAGGAGCUUAGCAAAACCUUUUUGUUAUGAAGGGAACUUUGCUAAGUGUAAUCCCCAAACUACAUACUGAAUUUUUUAAACAGCAAUGGAAACAGCUGUUGUAGUUCAUGUGCCCUUGGUAUAGGGGGUUUUAUUUUCCCCUUCAUCUUUAGAGUCUUUAUUCUCUGCAAUGAUCGGAAGUGGUCAGAUGAAUGCCAUUAUGCAGGGUAGUAAUGGUACAGUUUGUAUGUUCCUAUGACAAUAUGGACUGGUCUGCAGGUUGAGAGAUACUGCACCAUUCCAGGGAAGGCAGGUUCACCUGACAGAUAAGUGUCCAAAGAAAAAUAUCUCAGAUAGUGCUUCUCCUUUGGUCUCAGUGAACAAUCCUAAGGUAAGGAAGAGCUUGGAGCAAAUGUAGUUUUCACAGAGGUUCUUCAACAUUUUCUGAAUUUACUACAGACAUCACCCUAAGACACUGUUGGGCUUGGCUUAAAGUAAUUGCUCAAACUGUUUGUAAAAGUCUUUUAAAAAGUAUCCCAAACUUUGAAAUGAAUGGUUUCAUUGUCAUUUUUCCAUUUACAGUGAUUCUUUAGGAUCUGUUUAUGACCUGGAGCAGUAUUCUCACACGUAUUGCUUUAAACAAAAACAACAACCCAUUGUCCUAUAGCUUAAUCUGUAUCACCACAAUCCUUUGGAAUACUCCCAAGAAUACUAAAAUUAUGACUAACCACACAAGAACUGGUUAAGGUACCCUGAAUCAAAGCUGCUCCUUAUUUCUUCAAGAAGCUGUCCCAAGCUUGGAGCUUUAUACAUUUGCUUGUAGUUUGUUGCUUUCUAAAUUACUGCCUCUCUUCUGGUCUCCUUACUGAGGUAGAGGCAAGUAGAACACCUCUAUUACUUUAGGAGUACUUGCAUUCUUAUGAUUUGAGAAUAUCUGUACACGCUGUCCGUAUCUUGUCAAUCUUCAAGUCUUAUCGAUCAGGAAGAAAGUUACUUACAAGGCUUACAUCCAACCUGGUGUUUCCCUGGAUGCUGUCUCCUGCCUAUGGGCUUUUGUAUAUUAUCAAUGGAUACCAUCAGCUAGAUGUGUGAUAUCUUACUUAUUCCACUAUAUCAGAAAAUAGGCUUAUGUCUAGACUAGUAUCCAUAUUUUUCAAUUCUAAAUUGGUAGUAAAACAGCAUUUUUCUAGUCAAGCUAACUUGUUUUUUUUUUUAAAAAAGAGAAACUUGCAGAAAGAGUCCUGCACUUGAAUUAGUGGUUACUCCCAAUGAGACUGUGUAAGAAUCACGUUUUAACAAGCCUAAUGAUCAGCCUGGAUCAAUACAAUUUUGUCUCAGUACAAGAAAGACUGAGCUUACUGCACGUAUUGCAUGUUAGUGUGAGAACAAGACAAAAUUCAGACAAGGACAUCACUGUCAGCUAGUAGAACAGAAAAGGAAAGUUAUUCUGUAUAUAUGCACCUCCAAUCCCUUUGAGCUUGUCUUCCCGGGUCAUUUGAGGAAAGGCACCUCUUGUGAUUUCUUCAGUUUUGUACAUGAGAUCUAAAAGUAAUCAAUCACCAAAAGCACUUACCAUGCUACAGCUGUACUCCGUAAGCCUACAACAGGAGUACAAGAUCAACAAGUGGCUGGCCAAUUAGCAACUCGGAGCUGCACCUAGCCCUUCCUGCGGUUACUACGCUCCCCCGCUUCCUUGGGCUUGGGCCCCUUGCUGCCCAGCAGCAGCAGCGCUGCGUUGCGCAGUCCGAGCACGAAGCUCCCGGUGCCUCCUUGUGCGUCAGGCACAAGAUGGGAAAUGCUUAACCACGUUAGGCAAAGUUCUCCCUUGGGCUGGGUCUUACACAGACUUGUCCUACAUGGGCAAAGGACUGAAAUGAGAUGUUCUCUUCCUGGUUCUGCUUCCGGUCUGCUGAAGCAAUCUCAGGCGAAUGACUUUAACUUUGUGCCUCAGCGUUUACCUCUCCUGAGAUUUCUGUAAGUAAGUGCUAUGAAUAGAUAAGCUACGGAUCUGUCUCACCCAUUAGCUGGCAACAUCCAACUACACAGAUGUACCUCUUAGCAAAACAAGUAUUUUACACAAUAAAGAGGGCUGGUUAUCCACACCACAAAAGCAUUUUCGCAUAUCCCAGACUGAUCUCCUUGCUCGUUAGCUGGUUUCUUCAUCAGGCAGGAGCUAGCCUUGACCUUUUCUACAAUGCAUUGUCAAAACUGCUGACCUACAAUUCAUACUCUGGUUAAGCUCAUUUUCUUGCAAGGUGUUGGUUCAGAAAAAAACAAAAACAAAAAACUAACAUUUAAGUUGCCAAAUCAUCUUCAUGCAAUUGAAUAUUGAACUGGAUAGCAUAUUUUGUUUUGGAAAAGUCUGUUUAAUUCAAAGCUCUCUGGAAAGAUGUUUUAAAACAACCUACAUAAACAUAUCAAUGUGAUGCGUAUACUCUAUGUACGUUAAGUUAAAUAUUCAUGAAGCAACUGUGUGCUUUGUUUAAAAUUGAGUUUGAUAGAUGGCUGUGUCAAAACUUGUGUCCAGGUUAUUUAAAAGUCAAGUAAAACUUGAAUUUUUAGGGCAUUCCAUGGUUGCCUAUGUGUCUUAUUUACAUUACACAGAGGAGAAGAACUUCAGAAACACACAGAUUCAUUUGACAGCACCAUCUGGUAGAAACAGGUGUAGUACCAAUUAAAAUCCACUUGAGGAUACAGCUUCUCCAGAUUAAGUAUUUUUGCUGGUAGCAGAGAGUUGUCACAAGUUUUUUGUAUACUUCCAAUACAUACCCCAGCUUCCUUAUCUAAAAGGAAAAUCACCACCAACAAGCAUCAGACUCCAUGAGCUGUCAAACCAAACAUACAGAGCCAGUGUGGCAGAUGUGUGCUCUCUCCUUCAUGUGCCCAUGUUUUAAUUUCUUCCCUGUAUUUGUCUCCUUGAUAAGAGUGAGGAAAACUGCUGCCCUUACAGCUGGCCUCAGUUUGCAUGAUAUAUACCUGCCAUAGUAUUAAGAUCUUGAAAAUUAUUAGACCUUACAUAUUUCCUCAAUAAGGGCAUUAGAAUGUACUUGACAUUCUUCAUAAACUACUUCUGCUAAUUUUACUACAAACAAGCCCCUUUGCCAGGAAAAAGAAAUAAUAAAUAAUUUACAUUCAAUAAUAUUACUGGUCAUGCACUGAUGCAAACUGUCUGUUUUCAUUUAUUAGAUCAAGCCUCAGUGAAGUUGGACUGAAUUGUAUAAGUCUCAAUGCAGUGAGAUGAAAGGUAAAGGGGAAUUGAGAACAAGCCAGCUGUUUCCUUUCUAUCCUCACCCCAUAGGAGUUAUGAUUCUCAGGCUUUGAAUAUUAACCCUCUUUCAUAGAGCACCAAAGCCGUCUGUACAGUAUAUCCAUUUCUGGCAUAGUGAGAACAAAGAAAGCAAGCAACA